CCGUCGUCGGUGCUGCUGCUGUACUGUAGCUCUCUUGGCUUGGAGGCUCCCUGCCUGUUGUGGCCGUUGUGUUUUAUUAUUGAAAACCUAAAGCGAGAUUUAUUUCGGUGAUACCUCCUAGCCUUUGCUGCUAGAUUGUUGUCCGGGUGUGUUUUAUUUCCUAGAAGGAUUUCGGUACUUUUGAGUGCGUGCGUGCGCGUAUCGCGGAAUCCGGAGGUUGUUACGGUGUUGCGUUACGACGGGAUGCGGUUCUAUUGUGUUUUUCUACUGUCUUCUUCGGUGCGAUGAAGAGUGCAAUUUAGCAGCAGCGGUGAAUCAAAAUCCGGGAGUGUGGGAGUUUUUGUUGGAUACGGUGCAUAUCACACACGCUCAGUGUUCUUGUCGAGUCCCCCCAAGGCCUACUACUUUUGCAGCAACAACUGCAGCACAUACGCACAGAAUUCUGACUACUAGUAAAUCCUCAAUCGGGAAGUUAGGUAUCCUUCUAUCAGGGUGGACAACAUCGUUCGGUUUUUUUUGUUGGAAGUUCUGGAACGAGAAGGUGUCACAUAUCUCAAGUGUCAAUAGUGUGGAAUCGGGCGGAGAUAGUGUGAAGAGUAAUCGAAGAUAAACGAGCGUGAAACAAAGAGCUCGCAGUGUGUUGUUUUUCCUUCUACUGUCGGAUUCAGGAAGAACCUUCAAGCUCGGCUCUUAUCUGGGCAAAGCCUAGAGACACACGUACACCGUAAUUAUCGUAAUCUAUGGGACGGUUUCGCGAAAAAGGCGUUUCAUAAGGCGAUUGUUUCUUGCAAUCAGCGCAACACCACAAGGAAAGGCCCUUACAUCCUAGCCGAGGCAUCGCAGAAUCCGGUUGCGGAAGCGAGAGAGACGAAAUCGGUCCGCGAGAUUACAUCUCGAGACAUCUUGGCCGGUUCGGGAAUGCCAAACAGAGACGGAGUUUAGCAUCCUUUUUGCUACACUUCAUCGAUUCGAAUCCGCGCGUUCGAGUCCAGCCAUUGGAAGAGAAUCGCUUAGGAUCUAUCAAAAAAAGGUUUCACAAUCUGUAACGAUCGAACUUAACAACACAACACACAACUAAUCAGUCAGUAAUCAAAUUUCGGACCUCGGGCCGGAAGGGUUUUUGUGAAUCCGUUCGCGUUCAUUCGUCGUUUAUGGUCCCAUUUUACGACCCAGCAGCACAAAGUCAUCGACCUCAACUUUUGAGUCAGAGCCAGCCGCCGCCACCCGAAUUGUGGGUGAAGAAGAGUUUGUGAACAACAUUUUUGGCGGAGUUGCUGUUGUUUUUUUUUUGUGGGUGUUUGUUCCCAAUAGUGUGGGUUACAUUUUUUAUGCGGGUGAUCUUAUUGGUGUAUGUGUGCUUGGCAAAAAUUUAGCGGUAGUUCCAUUGUUCAUCCAUCGAUGUUUAUCAGCCUUUGCCUCUGUCUGUCUGUCCGUUGUUGAUGUUUUUCGCGUGUGCUCCGUUUGUAUAGGCUACCAUCAUCGUUCGAAGUAAGAAGCUAAAAAAGUGAACGAAAGCAAGUGAGAAAAAAAAAGAAGAAAAAUAGUGAUCAGCGCAGCUGAUUUGGUGAAGAAGCCCCUCGUCGGGCCGAAGAAAAAGCAAAAGAAGCGAGCUCACGGAAAAGCUUCAAAGAAAAUUCAAAAAAUUGAAAAGCGUGGAAAUUUCACUCGCUGUGAGUGUUGUUAUUGUUUUUUCCCCGACGUCCAAGUGGCGUUUUCGUUUGCGAGUGUAAAUUGUUUUGGAUCCAAAAGGUGACCGAAAAAGUUUAAUUUUCGUAACUAAACGGAGCCGAAUAUCCUACGGAAAGCAGACGACGACAAUAGGAGCAAAGCAGAAGCAAAAUCAGCGUAAAAAUGCGCGAAUUCAAGGUCGUUGUGCUGGGUUCCGGAGGGGUCGGCAAGUCGGCCCUCACCGUGCAGUUCGUGUCCGGUUGCUUCAUCGAGAAAUACGACCCAACGAUCGAGGAUUUCUACCGGAAAGAAAUUGAGGUGGACAACUCUCCCUGCGUGCUAGAAAUCCUGGACACAGCCGGAACGGAACAGUUUGCGUCGAUGCGGGAUCUGUACAUCAAAAAUGGGCACGGCUUCAUCGUCAUGUACUCGCUCACAAACCACCAGACGUUUCAGGACAUCUCCAGUAUGCGAAAUGUGAUCACCCGUGUGAAAGGUAGCCAGCCAGCACCAAUCCUCCUAGUCGCCAAUAAACUAGAUUUAGAAUGCCAAAGAGAGGUUUCGACAGACGAAGGAAACACCCUCGCCGAGCUGUGGGACUGCCCAUUUAUCGAGGCGUCCGCCAAGGAUCGGAUCAACGUGAACGAGGUGUUCGCGACCGUCGUCCGGGAGAUGAACAUGACCUCCGAGAAGCGCCAAAAGAAGAGCUACUGCUGUUGUACAUUGUUAUAGAAGGAAGGAAGAGGUUGUGAGUGAGCAGAAGGCAGGCAGAUUCAGUGUAACGAAACUUUAGGAAAGGGAAAAAGUUUAAAACAGCUAAAAUGUUUCAAAGAACAAAAAAAAUUGAUGAAAAACCUGCAGCAGUUUUGAAUGUUUGUGCGUCAAUCAGUCAGCAAUGGCGAGUGUUGUAAGCGAGAGAGUGAGAGAGAGCUUAAUAUUAAAAAGAGAUAGAGCGUGAUCAUAAGUGUGCACGAGUAUCGUGUUUAAAGUAAAUGUGUAUACUUUUCAUUAAGGAUUAUUUGUUCAACUUUUUUUAACAUUACUGAAACAGACACACACAACAUUAGAAACGAGAAAAUAGAAAAUACAAAAUUAAGCAAAAAUAAAGCGUUAUCCUUUCCCGAGAAUUAAAGCAAACAAAAAAACAAGCUACAGUUGUUGUAUGUUCGUCGUAAGCCUAACUUAAGGGCACUCAAUUCCAAACGUUUUAAACUGCGAAACAUCCGUUGUGAGUUGUGUAAUCCAAUGCUAUAAAUAUAAUUAAUUAAUUAAUUAAUUAGUCGAGAGGAAGAAUGAAACAGGUAGACGAAAUAAGCAAACAUUUCAAGUCAGCCGACGAUAAGCUCAACCAAAUUUGGCCAGAAUGGACGAUGUUUUUCUUCCCUUCCCCCCCGAAACUUGUAGGAGAAAUACAGAAAAAAAUGAAAAAGAGACUCAAAAAGCUUUGAAGCGAACGCGGAACAGAUUAUUCCAACCGACUUUCGGUGCCGAAAGUUGCGCGGACUCGAGCGAAAGGAAAAAUUGGAACUUAUAUACAUAUUAUAAAUGUAAUGAUAAUAAUUAAAAAAAAAGAAAUGGUACAUUUAACUCUACACCGAAAAUUUGCGAUGGACACUUUGUCGAGUGUAGAAUUCAAAUUAGCGAGCACUGACCGAACGAACGUGAACUGCGAGGACAAAUUUUUAAAAGUUGAGUAAUCCGGAACGAUUGAGGGUGUAUACAAUAAUGUAGUAAGAGAGGAAGGAGAGAAACAAAAAAAAAACACAAGGCGAGUGCAAAAGGAUAAUUAACUAAGGGAAAAAUGUAAAAGAGAUGAGUAGGAAGUCCACAAGCGUCAGUCUGUGUAAACGAAAAAAUAAGUUAAGCGUAGGAGCAAAUAAAAAACGGAAAUACACUGUUUAGGGUAUAUUUUUAGCAAAGAUAUGUAGAAGGAAAACUUGUUUUCCAAUUAGUCAGAAUCAAUUUCUUUCAGGUAAAGAUUGAGAGAUAGACUUGGUCGCUUAUUGUAAUGCUAAACUUCUGUAAUAUCCGUAAACUUCUUGUUUUCAUCCUUUCCUAGCAUAAUUUGCCGAAAAAAAGAAAAAAAAACCAAGUGGAAUCGAUCGAUUACUGUACCAUUUAGUUGUUAUGUAAGUUUAGAUAAUCUAUAACUUUUGAAAGCUCUGUUUUCCAGCAAGAAUAAUCUACAAAUCAAAAUUCGGCUCAUCCGAAGUACAGUCAGUGAACGUUAUUCAAUCUUCAUUUAACCCGUUCUAACGGAUAGCGUUUUUCUUUGUUAAUUUUUGUAAAAUAUUAUCUUCAGUUCCGAAAUAUACAAAACAAAAACUCCUACUAUUUUCCAAAGCAAACUCGAGCAAACUGAUGAGAUUUGAGAAUGAAAACCAUACAUAUUGGUAGCAAACCACAUAUUCACGCAGAAUGCGAACGAAAACAAAUGAAAAACAAAAAGAUAUUUGCGCAGCAACUACACAAUUUGAAAAAGAAAACUAAAAAAUAUCGACAAUGGUCCUACAAUGAAGAGAACAGGAAGGAGAAAAAAAAACUGUGUAAAGUAGCAAAAGUGGAUAUACAAAACAAAAAAUAAUAAAUUUACUAGGUGUACACUAAAAAAACAAAGGGAAAAUUGCAUAGGAAGCAAAACAAGAAAAAAACCAACCUAUUUUUAUCGAUUAACUUCUUUUGUAUACAACCAACAAAACUCAAAAAUCAACAGUCAGCAAAAAAAAACAAUUGAACAACAAAAAACAGUAACUUGUACUACGUAACACACCCACAUUGAAACAAACAGGUUAAAAUUUAAAAAAAAAAACUAGAAACCGAAACCACAGAACCGAAGCAAAACAAGUGAAACCAAAAUUCAAAUCAAACUGGAAAACUAGAAGAGAGUGAUUCAAAUCUUAAAACCAAGCGGGAGCGUAGAUUUCGAGAAAAAAAACUCUUGCUCCAACAACAUUUCCAAAACUAGUGAAAGCCGAGAGAGCGAAACAGAAACAGAAUUGAGUUGGAAAACGCGCGGAUAGGAGGGUGAAAGGAAUGAGGAACCCACAAUGUGUAAUAAAUAAAAAAAAUAAAUUUAAAAAAAACAAACGGUGGAAAACUGAAAAUAAAAAUUAAA
Molecule: messenger RNA, 4783 nt
Organism: Uranotaenia lowii
Lineage: Eukaryota; Metazoa; Arthropoda; Insecta; Diptera; Culicidae
Gene: Rap2l
Product: ras-related protein Rap-2a
Exons: 6
Coding region: 1852-2400 (182 amino acids)
Biological process (GO): negative regulation of cell migration; Rap protein signal transduction
Cellular component (GO): plasma membrane
Molecular function (GO): GTP binding; GTPase activity; GDP binding
Source: RefSeq, a predicted model, not a curated record